This is a messenger RNA of Ophidiomyces ophidiicola, 1095 nucleotides long. RefSeq lists its product as uncharacterized. The coding region runs from base 1 to 1095 and encodes 364 amino acids. The transcript is spliced from 3 exons. The record is from RefSeq and is a predicted model, not a curated record. Lineage: Eukaryota; Fungi; Ascomycota; Eurotiomycetes; Onygenales; Onygenaceae.
AUGGCCGGCGCUGUCCGUCAGCCAAUUGAUGUGCCCGCCCUCGAGCGUUACCUCGAGCGAACUGUUCCUUCGAUUAAAGUCCCCCUGGGUGUUAAACAAUUUGGAUUUGGGCAAUCCAACCCUACCUACCUGCUCACAGCGUCGGAUGGACAACAGCUCGUGUUGCGGAAAAAGCCGCCCGGCAGGCUUCUCUCGAGAACAGCGCACCGGGUAGAUAGAGAGUACCAGAUCAUUCAUGCGCUCCACAAGACGGACGUCCCGGUUCCCGAGGCCAUUUGCUUGUGCGAGGAUGACAGCAUCAUCGGCACGGCGUUCUACAUCAUGGAGUUCUUGAAUGGGCGUAUAUUUACCGACCCUUCGAUUCCGGACGUUAGCCCAGCAGACAGAAAAGCGAUAUGGAAAGACGCGGUGGAGACGCUGGCGAAGUUUCACCGACUGAACCCAAAAUCUAUUGGCAUGGAAAAGUUCGGCCGACCGUCUGGUUUCUAUGAUCGGCAAAUUGCUACGUUCCGGACGAUUUCCAAGGCACAGGCCAACAUAGCCGAUAUCGAAACCAGUAUUCCCGUGGGGGAUUUGCCUCAUUUUGACGACAUGGUGGAGUUUUUCUCCAAUAAGGACUGGCAGCCGAAGGAUCGAGGCACGUUUGUUCACGGCGAUUAUAAAAUCGACAAUAUGGUGUUCCAUAAGACAGAGCCCAGGGUGAUUGGGGUGCUGGACUGGGAGAUGGCGACUAUCGGGCAUCCCCUAUCCGAUUUCUGCAACUUGACAGGGCCAUAUCUGCACCCGAGUGGAGCUCCCAACAGCAUAAAGUUCUCGCCUGGCGACGUCCCUGGCCUCCCUACUAGGGAGGAGUGUAUCCAAUGGUACAGCCAGAUUGCGGGGUGGAAUCCCACGUCGGAGCUGCUCUGGGGGGAUGCGUUCUAUGGGUUCCGCGGGUCGGUGAUCAUGCAAGGGAUAGCAGCGCGGUAUGCGGUGCGGCAGGCGAGUAGUGCGCACGCCAGGGAGUAUGGAAAGCAGAUGGGGCCGUUUGCUGUCCGUUCAUAUGAGAAAGUUAAACAACUGAAGGAUGAGGCGCUGCGAAGGAACAAGCUCUAG